CUCAUGUGUGUGUGCGAGUGUUCAGUGCUCUCUAAAACAUUUGCUUUAUGGAUCUUGUUUGAGUUGUUGCUUUGUUGAAAGGCAUUGUCCGCUGGAGUUGUUUUAUUGUUGUUGUCAUUUGUGGACAACGUCAUGGCUGUGUACACGUAUUUGUGUUAUGUUACGUUUCGUUUCUUUUCAUCUGUUUUGAUUUGUUUUUGGAAAUAAAAAGACGACAAACAUCAGCAACAAUACCAUCAACAAACAAAACAUUAUAACCGACGGCAUCAAGCGGUUGUUACUACGAAUCAACUUGACUCGCGUACGAAAACCGCCAAAGCAACAUCAAAAACUAGCAAAGCCGAAUAAGCGGGCGGACAGACAGACACACUGGCAAGCCCAAAACGACGAAGCAAACAACUAAACCGUCCGCUCUUACGUACCAAUAACCCAAACUCUGACACACACACACACACAUACGCCGAGACACACUCGCUCGCACACCGCACACUCACCGUGAGUCGGUCGAGCAUUCAGGCAAGCUGAAGCAGAAGCAUAAUCAAAUACACACAAAACAACAAAGUGUAUUUACGAAAAUCAGUCGUUGAUAGCCAACUCUCGUGUUCAGACGAUAAGCGCUUUUUUUGGAGAAGAAGAGAAAGAGCACCCCCACAAAUACACCACAAUAAUAAGCCAACCAUUGAACGAACGGACCAACAGACAGACCGACCUCUCCGACAGCAGCAGCAACAACAAUAACACGUAACGCAAUCGAUGUCAAUGAUACGUCGUCGUAUUGCGAACGUAUGCACUCGAAACGUCACCGGACAGAAAGAGAAGACAAACACCAUACGCACCGCUCCACUGCUGUCGUCGUAUUGCAGCAGCACUCGGUUGAUCGUCACAACUCUCGGUGUGAAACCCGCAUAAAUACAGAAAAUUUCUUAUUGUUAUUUUGUUGUUGGUUUCUUUUUCCCCCAUCUAUUUUCGAAACAUUUGUGCACCGCAUAUAAAAGCCCAACGAAAGUAAAAGAAAACGGAGAAAUCUAAUCAAAAUAUCAAAAAAAUUCAAUGGUGGAUAUGUUAUAAACUUCUCAUGUUUAACAAAUAAACAGUUUGACAGACAAAGAAAAAACCCCCACAAAAAUAUUCAAUUUAACACGGGAAUCGCAGUUUUAUUCUUAGACUAUUUUUGCUAAGGUCUUGCUCCAAUUCCAGUCUCACCCCGCAAAACCUUCCUUUUCUCCCCUCCCUCCACACAUCUUGCCAAUAACAACAGCAGAACAAGUGGAUUAUGCUUAGGCACUCUGACAAAGCGAUACGUCAUCAGCAGCAACGGUUAACCCAUGGCGAACGACUUAUAGCAUUAUACGCCUUAGCACCAGCACACAUCAAUAGCCCCCACCAACUUAGACAUAGUGAUGGUGGUAAUAGGAGGCAACAACCAAUGCUUGAUCUAAACCAUAUACGUCAGUACAAUCAAAAAUUCAAUAAACGCAUCAUUUUCAAUCUCGAAUUGUACCACAAAAAUAUUGUGAAAAAAACCAACAGCAUCAUCAUUACGUGCCACAGUGAUCAGCAGGGCAUCCAAAGCCAUUCGAGCUUAGUAAAAUAUCGCGGCAAACGCAAGUCCUAAUUACGACCUAAGAGAAAACCAUCAGAAAAAAGAGUAAAGAAUAAAUAAAUCCGCAAGUGUUUAAAGUGUUCAAAAUAUUAUAAAGGAAGUGAAACCACUAAAAUACGAAAAAAAGUUAAAAAUUAUUGAGCUGAGUUCUAAGUUCAAAAAAGCGUAAAAAAUUCUAUUGGUUAAUGCAAUCUGGCAACCUCAAGCACUUAUAAAUCCAUAAAACAAAAAACAAAGUGAUUAAAGUGAAAGAAGUAAACAAAAAAAAAAAUUAUUUGUAAAGCCAUCUGGUAUAUUGUCAGAAUUUUAAUCAAUCCAUUAAAUAAAAACAAAAAUAUUAAAUAAAGUGAAAAAAGCAUCAACAAAUUCUAUUGUACAAAAAGAUCUGGCAACAUAUUGCUGCUCACACCUUUCAGUGUACCAAUCAAUCACUAUACAAAUGCCAUAUGCUAAUUUGAAUGAAAAAAAAUUAGAAAUUCAAUUCAUUUGCUAAAAAAGAAAUUGGUGCAAACAAAAAAGUUUGGAGAAAACAUCGUUACCAUAUUUUUACAUUUCUUAAAGCUGUUUACUUAACAUAGCUGUGCAUACAUAACCUACAACGGUAAAGCUAACAGAGCAUCAACUAACACAGAGAGAAGGCGUAUGAAAACAAAACAAACAUCAGCUGUUCAGUGUUCGCGGUUGCUCUCAUAAAAUUAACAGAGCAGAGUAAAUAAUCAAAACAAAAAAGAGAGUAUAAUCGAUUGGAAGAGUAAGAAAAGUGUUUUUGUGUUUCAAAUAAAGUGGAACAAAGUGUUUUUAAAAUAAAAUAAAAACAAUUGAAGAUAAUCGUAUAACACUUAAGUAUCAAAUAAAGUGUGGUGAAGGUAUAUUAAAUAAAAAUUAUAAUAAUUCAAACCUAAUAACAAAUACAAAGUGAAAAAAAUCUAAAUAUUUUUUAAACGAAAAAAAGUAAAAAAAAUUUUUUUCAUAACAAGAAAAAAUUAAUAAUUAAACCAAAAUUUUAUCUUAAGAAAGCCACAUAAGCAAGUUUAUCAAAAGCAAUACAAGUGCAAUAUUUAACAAGAAAUCAUAACGAAAAUGAAUAUCUCACAACAAGUGUUUGUCAACAACAAAAUAAAAUUAAAAAAACAAAAUUGAUAGAAAAUCAAAAUCAAUUGAAUUGCGCUCAAAAUUUUCUUCCAUUUCAACUGAACCUUAAGUUGUACAUCUUGGGCCGUUUUAAGCGCUUAAAGCAAUAUAAAAUAAAUCUUUGUCUUCCCUUCCGUUUCGUUUCCUCUUCCCCUUUUGCGGUAAAUUCACUUUAAACAAAAUGUCUACCGGGCGCCGUUUAGCUAAACGUUCCAUAAUCGGCACCAAAGUUUGUGCGCCUGGGCCUGAUGGUCUUUGGUAUUCGGGCGUCAUACAAGACGUUAAAACCCCACCCACUUCGACCGUAACAAGUGCCAAUAUCAACGACAAUAACUCACAGAACAAUAGUGCCAAUGACACAAAAUAUAUCGUAAGAUUUGAUUUUAAGACCCAAGAUACAAAUCAUACUGCCAACAUAGCCUCAACCUCGGCUGCCGCAGCCGCCGCCGCCGCCGUGAACGAGGCCCGUCGCCAUAUCAGUGUUCAUAUAAGUCCGGCCCAGACCUUAAGACGUAACGCCAUGAUUAAAGAAUUCCGUGAAUCAGAUCUCAUCGGUCCUGGUUUUCGUUCAAUUAUGGGGGUACGUUUACAUCCAGGCCAAAGGAUCUUUCUCACCUAUAAUGGACGCGAAACCUCGGGGGAUGUCAUCGCCCACGAUGAGGAGAAGGACGAAGUGACUGUGAAAAUUACUGCCAUUGGAUGUGAGGAACCCAUUGAAUUGAAGAAACGCUUGGAAGAAGUGCGUCUGCUUGAAUCGCGACGCUCAGCACGCUUAGCCGAUCAGGAUACAGAUUUUGCACGUUUAGCCGACAUGGGUGGAGACAGACGCAAGCCAUCACACAGUAUUGAGGUGCCAUUAUCAGCCACGCCCCAGCACAAUUCACGCAAACGUCCACCAUCGUGUGCAACGGAAUGCAAUGGCGGCGAUCAAUACGACGAAGAGGAAAUGAAUGAAAAUAAUGCGGCCAUGAUUUUGGUUACCCUGUCACUUUCUCCAAAGUCACCCAAAAACGGAGAUAAAUGGCUGGGCUCCAGCCCUGGCAGUUCAUCGGCCUCGUGGAGUUCGGGUUCAUCAUCGCCACCCCUAAGCGAUGAUGGUCACAAUAUGGGUGUAAUCACAAACGAUGCCUCGGCGAAUGCCCGUAUACGCACCACAUCCGUCUCAACAUCCGACGAAGGCAUUGUAGUGGAUUUCAAAGAAGACGCUCCACGCAAGAAAAGGGCCAAUAAAACAAGAUUUGUUUGUACCUGGAAGGGCUGCACCACUAGUGAACAUACGAAGGUUAAAAUUGAACGUCACAUACGUUUUGUCCAUCUUGGUAAAAAAGCUCGUCGCACAGCCGAUCACCAUUUAGAUAGUGAUAGUCAUGACAGCGAUAGCCAUGAAGAGGAGUUCUAUUAUACAGAGGUCGAGGAUGAUGACGAUGACUGCAAAACUCCUAGUCCUACAUCACCACCAACACUUAGCCACCGUGACAUGGCACGCCCGCCACACGAAGAUCCCGAAUACCAAAAACAACUAGUCGGGAAUUACAAACAAGGACGCGCUGCCGCCCAACAGCAAAGCAUAAAUGGCAGACAUCAUGUGCAUCACAUUAAUGGUCAGACAGUGUAUAUCAGCAGCAGCCAACAACAACAAUUACACAAUAAUAAUACCAGUUGUAUACCAACAUCACCGUUGGCCCAUCACAAUUACACAUGGCCACCGGCCACAGCAAACACAGUGAUGACUACAACAAACACCUCAAAUAAUGCUGCCGCAAGUAAUUAUCACAAUCAACAACAACAACAACAGCAGCAGCAGCCAACGACAUCAUCACCACAACUCAAUAAACAUGCCCGGGGCUCUCCACGUCCGUCCCAAUCAGCAGCGCCAUAUCCAUCGCCGACAUACGUCCAUCAACAUCACAACUACAGUAGCCCAGCGCCGUCGAUCAGUCCCAAUAACAAUAUGACAAAUGCUGUAGUAGUACAUCACAACAACAGUGCCAAUAGUGUGCUGCAACAGUUGUCGCAACAAAAUGUAACGGUUACGACACACAAUAGCAACAGUCAGCACCAUCACAGUAAUCAACCACAACAGCAACAACAACAACAACAGCAGCAGCAGCAACACCAGCAGCAUCAGCUGGCUACAGUCACCAUAACACCAAAUUAUACACAAGUGCGUGGUGUUAGGGGCACCAAUAGCAGUAAUGGCCACCAUCAAGAGACCCACCAUCAACUGCAACAUCACCAUCAGCCCCAUCACCAACAGCAGCAACAUCAUUUGCAGCAUUCGCCAACAGCCACUGCCAGCAACCGAAUGGUUGCCAACAAUACAAACUCCAAUUGUGCUUCGUCCACUGCCACAACAUCAGUAGUGGCGUCGGCGGCGGCGGGGGGCCAUCUACACCACCAACAGCAUGUCGCUGUGCAACAUGCUAAUAGACAAACGCCCAACUCACCGAAUCGCCGCACUAGAGGCGAAAAUAAGAAGUGUCGCAAAGUCUAUGGCAUGGACCGCCGCGAUAUGUGGUGCACCCAAUGUAGGUGGAAAAAGGCCUGCAGCCGAUUUGGUGACUGA
Molecule: messenger RNA, 5300 nt
Organism: Stomoxys calcitrans (stable fly)
Lineage: Eukaryota; Metazoa; Arthropoda; Insecta; Diptera; Muscidae
Gene: Glut4EF
Product: LIM domain-containing protein A
Exons: 7
Coding region: 2916-5300 (794 amino acids)
Biological process (GO): regulation of transcription by RNA polymerase II
Cellular component (GO): nucleus
Molecular function (GO): DNA-binding transcription factor activity; RNA polymerase II cis-regulatory region sequence-specific DNA binding
Source: RefSeq, a predicted model, not a curated record